Molecule: messenger RNA, 2403 nt
Organism: Sarcophilus harrisii (Tasmanian devil)
Lineage: Eukaryota; Metazoa; Chordata; Mammalia; Dasyuromorphia; Dasyuridae
Gene: RDH5
Product: retinol dehydrogenase 5
Exons: 5
Coding region: 660-1616 (318 amino acids)
Molecular function (GO): oxidoreductase activity
Source: RefSeq, a predicted model, not a curated record
UAAUGAGCACAAAAAGGAAGGGAGAAAGUUUCACUAAUCCCUUCUUGGAAUAUUGCUUGGCUACCCAGCCUGAUUUAGAGCGGACCCUAGUCCUAUAGCACAGGGGACAGUGAGACGGCCAGCUUAGGACCCCCACCCCAGACUCUCGUUGUCUUCUACCCCCAUGCACACAAAUAUUCCCUACUAAAGCUGGCACAGAGCAGUCAUAAUCCUGGGGCAGACCAGGGCAGAAGGUAGGUAAGGCACUGAACUAAGCAGUAGGGAGUAAAGAGUGGAAAUGGGGAAUGGGGUAGGUAAAGCAUCUAGGGCAGAGGCAUGUCGGGCAAGUUCAUUCACACUCGAUGGGAGGUCACUCAUCUCUUCCUGAUGUAGGAAAAGAACUUUGAGGUAGAAGGUAGAGAAAACAUCCCAGAAAAGUCCAGGCAACCCUAGCCCUGUCAAGGAUUAGGUUCAGCCCAUCAAGCUGAAGUUUACCCAGUCCUUAAGGCCUCAGCUGCCUGGAGUCUCCACCUACUCUGGACUUUGCACUGCAGUGCCUACAGGAGCCAGGCAGGACAAGGGGUAGAGGAUCAGAAUUUCUGGGACACGGCAGCAGAGAAAGCUAGGGCAGUGUGCUGUGAAACUUGCUCCCUGAGAGGCAUUGGGCUUUCCGUCCUACAAUGUGGCUACUCCUGCUUCUUGGUACCCUGCUUUGGGGAGUACUGUGGUUCCUCCGAGACCGACUGGUGCUUCCCCCCAGCGAUGCCUUCGUGUUCAUCACCGGCUGUGACUCGGGCUUCGGCCGGCACCUGGCACUGCGGCUGGACAGGCGAGGCUUCCGAGUUUUGGCCGCUUGCCUGACGCCCACAGGGGCAGAGAAUUUGAAGCAGGCUGCUUCUCCUCGACUCUGCACCACACUCCUGGAUGUCACUGACCCUCAGAACAUCCAGCAGGUGGCUGAAUGGGUGGGGACACUCGUGGGAGAGAGAGGGCUCUUUGGGCUGGUGAAUAACGCAGGUAUCACUGGGAUCAUCGGUCCUACCCCGUGGCUGAAUCUGGAGGAUUACCGGAAGGUGCUGGAAGUGAAUACACUAGGUCCCAUCGGAGUUACCCUCGCCCUCCUACCCUUGCUACGACAGUCACGGGGCCGAAUCAUCAACAUCAGCAGCGUCCUGGGCCGUCUGGCCGCCAAUGGGGGCGGCUACUGUGUCUCCAAAUAUGGUGUGGAGGCCUUUUCUGAUAGCCUACGACGGGACAUAGCCCACUUUGGAGUCCGGGUCUCUAUCGUGGAACCAGGCUUCUUCCGCACAGCAGCGACUGACUUGGAGAGUGUGGAGGGGAUACUUCAGGCCUCCUGGAACCGAUUAUCCCCUGCCACCCGUGCCACCUAUGGGGAAAACUUCCUCUCCAAGUACCUGCAGGCACAACGGCUCAUCAUAAACCUGAUCUGUGAUGGGGACUUGGGCAAGGUGAGCGGCUGCCUGGAGCACGCGCUGACUGCCCGCUACCCCCGCACAAGAUACAGCCCCGGAUGGGAUGCCAAGUUACUCUGGCUGCCUGCCUCCUAUCUACCUGCCAGCCUGGUAGAUGCUAUACUCACUUUUGUUCUUCCUAAACCUGCCCAGACGGUCUGCUGAACCCAUUAGCCAGGAAGAAACCGAGGCACAGAAUGGAAACAUUACAUACUACUGCCGAUCACCACCCAAGCUGAGCUGCCCCAUCCUGACCUUCGCUCCUAUUUCUGAGGACCUAGAUGCUUUUUUUUAAAAGACUGCCACAAAACAAACAACCACCAGGGGGAGAGCCAGGGCUGGAAGCCUUUUAUUCUAGACUCAGUAAGGAUGCACUUCACAAGAGCAUCACUGGAUGUCACCCUUUAUUGCUUCUUGGGUCCCAGUCUUAGCCUUCCCUGGGCAAGUAAAAGGCAAUCUCCCCAAGUAUUGUCCACUGGUGUCCAUCCUCUGGUUGAAGCUAGACACCCAUCAAAUGCAUGAUGAGGGAAUAUCCAGAAUUUUUGCAAAUCAUUUCAUCAGUGUCUCAGCACAGGUAUAUAGCCUGAUCAGAGUGCCACAGGCUUAAGAGGAAAGAAGCUGGGCAUCAUUGGUACUGGGCCCUACACUCCCAUGGUAUCUCUUCCAUUCCCAGCUGCUCGUGAUUCACCCUGCUAAUCCCCUAGCUAAAUUUCUGCCUUCUCCAAAACAACUCCCUCUCCCAAUGCUUUCCCAUAGCUACCAAGAGGGCAAAAGGUCUGGAGGACUAUGGGGGUGCAGGGAAAUGAAGCAUGGGAAUGUGCAGAGAGAAAAAAUUCCAGACAUGGACACAGGAAAAGGGUCAUGGGAAUAGAUGUGGAGCUGAAAAGGAAGACGCCAUGAGCUAAGGGAAAAACUGCUACAUUUGGAAAUAAAGGACCCACGUUCAAGUAGA